Messenger RNA from Rhododendron vialii, 1231 nucleotides. RefSeq names its product protein FAR1-RELATED SEQUENCE 5. The record is from RefSeq and is a predicted model, not a curated record. Bases 98 to 622 code for a protein of 174 amino acids. Lineage: Eukaryota; Viridiplantae; Streptophyta; Magnoliopsida; Ericales; Ericaceae. The transcript has 4 exons.
GCCCCUUCCAGCUCUCCCCAGUCUCUCUCUCUCUCUCUCUAGAACAGAGGAAGUGGGAUAACUCGAGAGCUCCCAGUGGAUUUGGAUCUCUGGUUCCAUGGAUGAGAACCCAUGUGCAGAAAAUAGCGGGGAAAUAAUUGAGUGUUCUAAUGGAAAAGAGUUAACUGCUUGUGAGAAAAAUUCAGUUAUGGAACCGUUUGUGGGUAUGGAAUUUGAAUCUGAGGAAGCUGCCAAGGUGUCUUACGAUGCAUAUGCAACACACUUCGGCUUCAUCAUGAGAGUUGAUGCAUUUCGGAGAUCAAUGCGUGAUGGGAAGGUUGUUUGGCGUCGACUUGUGUGUAAUAAAGAAGGUUUUCGUAAGCACAGGCCACGGAGAAGUGAAAACAGGAAACCCAGAGCUAUCACCAGGGAGGGUUGCAAGGCAAUGAUUGUUGUAAAGAAAGAGAAGACAGGAAAAUGGGUUGUCACGAGAUUUGUCAAGGAACACAAUCAUCCUCUGGUUGUCGCACCGACCAAUAAUCGUCGCGCUGUGCUCCUAUCGCAAACACCAAUGAAGUCUCAUAUAAAAGCUGGUGACCUUUGGACUAACAUCUUUGCCACUCUGGUUUGGCUGCCAAUUUGAACCAGAUACUGGCUGAUCUGAACAAUGUCAUGACAUUCCGUUGAUGUUAGCUGUAACGUAGUGCGGAGUUUGUUUCCAUGGAUGCUCGCAUGCUUGCUUUCCUACUUGUUGCCAGAAAGGAAAAUUCAAUUUGCAUUCUUUCUUGGUCUUCCGACUCUUCUUAAUAGCAACUAUAUUAACUGUAUCUCUUGGUGCUUAUCAGGAUGAUAAAGAUGUAAAAAUCCGGGAAUUGACAGCUGAAUUACAGCGGGAAAGAAAGAGAUCAGCGGCUAUUCAAGAGCAGCUUGAUAUGGUUUUGAAAGACAUGGAGGAGCACUCCAGUUUCCUAUCGCGAAACAUUGAUGACAUAGUUCAUAGUAUGAAAGAAAUAGAAUCAAAGAGAGUAGUCCUUUAGAACAACUGAUGUAAUGUAUCAGUUUUUUUUAUUUUUUGGGUGCCUUUUUCUGUUAUACAGAGUUGUAGUUUUCUGCAGAUAGAUGGCCCUUUAUGUUAGAUGAAUUUCCCUGUACUUCAGUACUUGUUAGAGAAAAAAAAAGAAAGAAAAAUCAACAAAUUGGGGAGGCUUUGAAUUCCCGAGUUUGCGGCAAAAUAGGCCGUCAUUUAAUUAAA